GAUUGGAGUUUGACGAGCAGGUGGUUAAGUUAGGCAAGCACACGAAGCUUCGUCUGGCCGCAACGUUCAUAUUCGGUCGGACAGGAUCGUUCGGGAGCAUGAUGGUGCUGGGGAAGGUCGCAACUCCCAGCGCGUUAGGGGCCAGCAAGAGCGGGAAGCUGGUCGUGCCGAAGCCGGUUAACCUUCCGUCGCUGCGACGGGAGCACGCGGGCAACGAUCCGUCCGUCUCGCUUGUUCCCGCGAGCAGCACAGUCUCAGGAUGGCAGAGACCGCUAGGAGGGAAGCCGCAAGGAGAAGGGACGUCUGCAGCUACUAAUUCACUAUCAGGAUCUUCAUCAGCAUCAGCGACAGCAGCAACAGCAGCAGCGGCAGCAGCAGCAGCAUCAACAGCAGGAGUAUCAGCUGCAGUUCGUUCGUCAGGUGCGACACACGAGGCGCGACGGUGCGUCUCGCUCUCUCCUCCUCCUCAAGGUUUCGACUUCCCGCCGAUUUCAGCAGCAGGAACAGCAGCAGCAGCAGCGGUCUCUGGAGCCGAGCCGAAUGGCGCCUCCUCGGCGCACCGACCUGGGGUGUACCAACCACCAGGCUCACGUGGCGGUAGCAGUGCCACGUCAGCCUCCACGUCAGCUGUUUCGGCAGUUGGCAGCACCGGGGUUGUUUUACGUGGGGAGGAUUUCCCCUCAUUGGAUGAUGCGACAAAGAAGCCAGCAAGCGGUGUUACGGCGAGCGUCGGACGCGGUAAGGAGCAACAGGGCAAGAAGAAGACGAAGGCAUUAGAGGCUAAUAACGGGGAUGAGCUGGCGCGAUCGGCGCAGGAGCGCGGGGGAGGGGACGAGGCAGGUCGGGCGACGGGACGGUCCCAGGGUAACGAUGCGGCGACGAAACGGGUUACCAGUGGGCGAUGGGGUGACGAAGAAUCGGAUCACGAGCAGAACGAACGAGAUCCUCUGUCCGGAUCACAGCCUAACAAGGCGCCGGAUUAUAUUGCCAGAGACCAAGGAGGCGAGGCUUCUGGCGAUUCCGCUACUUUUGGUGGAGAUAGGAUGGACAGACAUCCCCGUUAUAAGGAGAACGAGAGACCGACCAGGCAUGGCGAUGGCAUGCUUCCGCCGAAUCGGUUCGGUCCGCCACCCGGGGGAGGCUUCCGCCGACCUUCCCCCCCGCGCAGAGCAUGGGCGGACGAUGAGCGGGACCUUGCGCCACCCCAACCCUAUCCGCCGCCAGGGGGGAGAAUGCCUUUCCCGCACAGAUUUGACGGUCCGAGGGGUCACUUCGACGGUUAUGGUCCCCCCAUGGGUGGAGAUCCGGGGGGGUUUCAUGCUAACGGAUGGGAUUCUAGAGAGGGCUUCCGCGAUUAUGGGCCGAGAAAUGGCGCCAGGGAGUGGCACGGGGAUCCGCGGCACGGCGAGGCGGCCAUGUGGCGCAGGGAGGACGCGCACGGAUGGGCGGAACGGCCUCCCGCGGGGAGAGGCGGAAGAGGGCCGGGACCAGGGCCCCCAGGACCCCCAGGCCCCCCGGGUCCGCCGGGUCCGCCAGGCCCCCCGCCCCACCCAGGCCUCCCAGGUCCCCCGGGUCCCCCAGAUCCCCGAGGCCCCCUGGGACAAGCGGGGCGGCCAGGGCCGUUAGGUCCGCCGGGGCCGCCGGGACUGCUAGGGGCGCCGGGGUCAGGAGCAGCAGGGGCCCCGCCAGGGCCGCCUUUCCCGGGUGAGUAUGAGCGGUACGGCCCAAUGGGGGAUGGGGGGAGAGGCAGAGGGGGUAGUGGCGGUGGGUACGGUCCGAGGGGGGAAUUUGCCAGGGGUUUCGGGCCAGGCCAGGGUUUUGGCCCCGGUCAGGGUUUUGGACCCAGUCAGGGGUUUGGUCCUGGUCAGGGUUUUCCGCCGGGUCAGGGUUUCAGGCCGAAUAGGGAAGGAGGAGGGAGGGGCAUGGGCCCGGAAGUUUUUGCCCAUGGGCCGAGGCUGGAAUUGCAGUCCCUGCCACGUGUAGGGGUUGAACCUCCGCCUAGCCUUGGGCUUGGUAUGCUGGGGCAGCUGAGGCGAAAGAAAUUGGAGGGCGAGGGUGGGCGGUCGGAGUUUCGAGAUGUGGAAAGAGAGCGGUUUGAAGCGGAGCUAGAGAUGCUGCAGUCGCAGAAAGAUAAGGAGAAGGUGAGGAAGGAGGAGGAGGAGCAGCGGACGGCGGAGGUGGCGAGGCAGCAGCAGGAGGAGGCGGUGAGGAGGGGAAGGGAGGAGGAGGAGAAGAGGCGUAGGGUGGAGGAAGGGGAGAGAGAGGCGGCGAGGAGGGUUGCGGUGGAGGAGGAGGAGGCGGUGAGACGGGUGGAGGAGGAGAGGAGGAGAGUGCAGGAGGAGAAGCGGAAGAUUCAGGAGGAGGAGGAGAGGAGGAAGGAGAAUGCGAGGAGGAAGUUGGCUGAGUUGGAGGAGCGCAUUGCAAGGAGGAAGGCUGAGGAGGAGGAGAGGAAGAGAAGGGAGGAGGGGAAGGAGGAGGAGGGGAAAGGGGGGGAGGAGGGAAAGGGAGCAGAGGAGCAGUGUGGGGCGCUGAUUGGUGCUGGGCUGGAGCAGCAGGGUGGGGCCUCGGUGAGUGCGGCGGAGUUGGGUCUUGAGGAAAAGAGUGCGGUGCUUGGGGAGGGGCGAGAACAUGCGGUGGAGAUGCAGGGGCAGGAGCAGGGGCAGGAGCAGGGGCUUGGGCAGAAUGGGCAGAUUGAGCAACAAGGAAAAGUCGCACCAGAAUGUUCUCAAGAGGAAGGAGCUGCAUUUGGGGCUAAGCCUGCUGAUCGUGAUGGCGGCAGCAUCCAGGAAACUUCUGAGUCAACUCAAGAGGCUGGUGGUGAGGCUGAGAGCGGUCAAGAGAUUGCAGAUAAGGACGAGAAGAAUGGAAUUGUUGCUGACGUGGCAAAAGGUGACACGUGGGCGGAUCGCGAGGGGGUUUGUGGUGAGGAGAAAGCGAUAGGGGGCGAAGUGGGAGGGGUGGGUGGGGAGAGGUUUCAAGAGGAGAUGAAUCAGGUCGGGGGAGAGGGAGGAAGAGGGGUUGAGGCAGGGGAAGGAGGCGACUCCCAGCUGAACCUGCACAAAGCACAGCAGCAGGUGCAGCAGAAGGAGCACCAGGAGCUGCAGCAGCAGCAGCAGCAGCAGCAGCAGCAGCAGCAGCAGCAGCAGCAGCAGCAGCAGCAGCAGCAGCAGCAGCAGCAGCAGAAGCAAGAGGAGCAGCAGAAGCAGCAGGUGGGGCCUUUGGCUGGGUCCGCCCCUGUCCCAUCACUCUAUCACGUGAGUGCGGAUGCGAGGCAGAAAGGCAUGGGCGAGGGACAGCAAGACGCGAGUCAGCAAGGCAACCACACAAGUACUCAGCGGCUCUUUGACCCUAGUGUUCGCACGGAAGGGCCUUCGGCUGGGAAGUAUGCGGGUGGUGAGACUCAUAUGAAAGGCGAAGGCUCAGACCGGGCCGGGUUUGGGUUUUCGCCGUGGAAUCAGCAUCAGCUGCAGCAGUACCAGCAGCAGCAGCAGCAGCAGCAGCAGCAGCAGCAGCAGCAGCAGCAGCAGCAGCAGCAGCAGCAGCAGCAGCAGCAGCAGCAGCAGCAGCAGCAGCAGCAGCAGCAGCACCAGGUGCAGGGACUUUCGUUUCCUGCGUAUGGGUUUCCUGGCCCAGGCCCUCUCUUGCGCUCCCAUCAGUUCGCCCCACCAUACCCCCACUUCCCUGCGAUGCAGCAGCAGCAUAUGCACCCCCACCCCUUCCACCAGCCAUUCCCGGGGCAGCAGCAGCAACAACAGCAACAGCAGCAGCAGCAGCAGCAGCAACAGCAGCAGCAGCAACAGCACCAGCAGCAACAGCACCAGCAGCACCAGCAACAGCAGCACCAGCACCAGCAGCACCAGCAGCAGCAGCAGCAGCAGCAGCAGCAGCAGCAGCAGCAGCAGCCACCGUUGCUGCACCGGCCGCCUGGGCUUGCUCCUGGGUUUCUCGCCCAUGGGAAUUCUGGCCGCGGCUUUGCCUCAUUUUCUGACAAUACCCCAGCAGUGGGAGCAGUGGGGCAAGCGGGGCCAGUAAAUUCAGUGGGUACUGUGAAUUCAGUUUCAGCUGGAGGAGCAGCAGGGGAUGGAGCAGGAGGAAGAGGAGCAGCAGGAGGAGGAAGGGAAAGUGGUGGUGUGGCAGCGGGUAGGGCGGGGCACCAAAGGAAGGACGGGUUUGGAGGGAGAGAAAUUGGUGGUGGGAGAGAGGCAGGCAGUGGAAAAGAGAUGGGCAGUCAGGGACAGAAACAGUUCGCAGAGAUUGGGAAUGGUGGUGGGGUGGUGGUGAGGGACAGUCGAUGGGGAGAGUCUGGGUCCGGGCAGUAUAUGGAAUGGAGAAGGAUAGGCCCUGAACCUGCUCCCGGUAUUUUUCUUGGGCAGGCUCGGCAGCCUGGAGCAGAGCAGUGGCAGGGGCGGGCUGGUUUCGGGCAGGAGGAAAUUUCUGGAGGAUCAGGACGGGCAGAAGGGCGAAAUUGGGCAAAUCAACUGAAUGGAGUAGGAGGGAGGGAUGGGCAUGAGAGGAGGGGAGAGAUGGGGCAGCAGAUAUGCAAUUUAGGGUUGCAGGUGGGGAAGGUUGAGGGAGAGGGGAGGGCAGAGGGGAGGGAGAGGGGAGGGAUGGGGGGGAUGGGUGUGGAGCAUGACUCGGAAAUGAGUGAAUCUGAGAGUCUUCCUGCUGAUGUGGUGAAUGAAUUGGGGGCGCUGCUGUCAGAUCGAGACGAGGGUAUGUCUGAUAGAGAGGAGGGACUCCUGGGUGAUCAUGAGCGGGAGGUGAUAGGUGGAGAAGAGAAGGAGAAGAUGGGGGGAAACGAAGGACCUGAUUCUGUUCAAAAUGAGGGAGCGGUGGGUGAUCAGGGAAUUGUGGGUGGUAAGGGAGGGGUGGAAGCGGAGGGGAAGCAGCUUUCAGUGAGAGAUGGAGAGAGGGCAAGUGGGGUUGAAGAAAGUGGGAGCGGGACUGCCCCUGCUGCUGCAUCUGCUACACUGGCUGCACCUGCUGCUGCAUCUGCUGCUAGUGCUGCUUCCAAGCCAAUCCUCCCGUCCCUGAUGCUUUCUUCUGGAGCCCCUUUUGUCAUUCAAAUUGGUUCUGUACCUCUCACUGUUGGCGGUCCUGCCCAGCUGUCCGGGCAGAGUGAAACUUCUGGAGCGUGCCCUGUGCCGAUGUUUCAGUUCGGGCAGAUUGGGGUGCCGGCAUCAGUGUCACCUCCUCUGCAUGCCGGUGGUCGACCCACUGGGUCUGAUGUUUCAGGGAUAAGCACGCAAAGAGACAUGCCACAGCAGCCGCCACUGAACCAGCAGCAGCAACCACCAAAGCAGCAGCAGCUGCCACCACCAAACCAGCAGCAACAGCAGCAGCAGAAGAGUGAGGGAGCAGCUGAUCAGGUAGCUUCGAGGAAGGAGGUACCUGUGCAAAGAGUGGUGGCACUAGAGCCGUUGCUGCCCCUUCCAGUUUCAGCGGCUGUUCCUGGCAGUGGUGGGGCAGCAGCAGCUGCACUGCCAGCAGCAGCAGGAUCGACAGCGGCAGCACGAGUAGGAGCAGGAGUAGGAGAAGGAGCAGGAGCAGGAGCAGGUGGGGCAGCAGGAGCAGCAGCACCAGGAGCAGUGGUGGUGGGAGGGACGGUAGGCGGGGAGCAGAAGGAUGGUGCUGGUGCAGGUGUGAUGGUGGCUGAUCGCAGGCAAGCAGUGGGGCGGGGAGGGGGGGUUCAGAGGAAGGGGAAGGAGCAGCUGAGGCAGGGAGGAUUCGAGGGAGCCUCGGUUGCUGGUGCGGUAAAUGGUCCGGUAGCUGGCUCGGUGACAGGUGCGGCAGCUGGUCCGGUGACAGGUUCGGCGGCAGCUCCGGGGCCUGGUUCGGCAGCAGGCACGACUCCUGCUUGGUUUGUUGCUCAGAUCGUGAGGGUUCAGGAGGCGAGGGUAGGACAGUAUCUUGAGGUGCAAGGAGCAGGGUAUUCUGAGAUUCGAGGGAGUGAUGGUGUGGUGGUGAGGACGAGGAUUGGAGGAAGGGGAGGAGGCGGGGAUAGGAGGAGGGGUGGCGGAAGGGGGGGAAGGGGAGAUGUGGUGGGGAGGCAGGCUGAAAGUGUAGCUGAAACCGUUGCUGAAGCUGCAGAUGCUGCUGCUGAUGGUGCAAGUGGGUUGGUGCAGCCAGGGUCCUCACCAGGGGUGACUGCUGGGCCUGCUAAAGGAACAGAGCAUCUGGCAGGUUCCGAGAGUGAAAUGGCUUCAGGUUCUUCUUCAGGUAUUUUUUCAGGUGGUUCAGACAGUGGAGUGUCAGAGGUGGAAGGGGUUUAUGAGAGUGCGGAGGGGUCUGAAGGGGGGGAGGAGAGAGGGGAGCAUGAGGUUGGGAGAACAGAAGAGAGGGAGCAGCAAGAGAAGGAGCUGAAACAGGAAGGCAAAGAAGAAAAGGGGGCGGCGAAUGGGCAAAGGGAGGGGGAGGUGACAGGAAGCUCGGACUCACAGCUCAACUCGAAGGGGGGAAAUUCAGUAGUCAGUGCAAACGGGGAUGGGAUUCAGCAAUCACAGCCCGUUUCAGGUGACGGAGACAAGCAGAAGCAGCAGCAGUCGAAGCGAGCAGUGAGCAUUUGUCGGCCCUUCUCCAUGUUCCCAACCGCCUUCCUCUCCUCCUUGGGGUUCCUCUCUGGCGCCUCCUCCUCCGCCUCCUCCCCUUCCUCCACCUCUCCUCCCGCAGGGAAAACGUCAGCAGAGGCCCCAUCGAAAGCUGUAUCCCAGGGACCAACUGUUUCAGCAGGAGGCUCCCAAGUGGAGCCCCGCGCAGGGUAUAGGGGCAGAGAGAGGAAGGGGAAGAAUUCGGGUGGGGGGAAGGAAGGGGCGGGAGGGGGGAGGACUGGGCAGCAGGGCAGCAAGCAGCGGGCAGGCGUGAGGACAGAGGCUCCUGAAGCUGGAUCUGGUGCUGGCGGCAGCAAGAGUGGUGGAAGCAAGGAGGAGAGAAGAGAAACGGGUCAUGGGCAUACGAAGCUUGACUGGCUGGUCUCAAGGCUGGAGAAUCUAGGGGAUUCGGAGGUGCCGCUGGGAGGAGGGAUAGUGAAGAUGAAGGAACAGCAGCAGCAGCAGCAGCAGCAGCAGCAGCAGCAGCAGCAGCAGCAGCAGCAGAAGCGCAAACACCCAAUUCCUCCUCAUCUUCCCGCCCCUGAGCCUGUGAAAGCCACUCCUGCAUUGCUUUCUGCAACUGCAUCAAGAGCUAUCCCUGUCACGCAUGCUGUGCCAGCUGUGGCACCCCCUCCCAUGAUACUUGUCACUCCUCCCAUGGCUGCUCCGGUGGCUGCUUCAGUGGUGGUUGCUUCGGCGGUUGCUCCGUUCGGGCAGGUAGGUCAGCCCAUGCAAGCAGGCAUUCCCCAGUCAAAUUUUGGGCCGGUUGGAGGAGCGGGGCAGGAAGGAUUGGGGCAGGUAGGUAUGGGGCAGGUAGGAGUGGGGCAGGCAGGUAUGGGUUUUCCUAUGUCACAGUAUGGCCAAGGGGUGUAUAAUGCUCAGCCGCAGGAGGGAGCGAAGAGCCACGUGCGGAGGGACCUGCUGCUGCAGAUUCAGGCAGCCGUGCAGAAGCAGUGGGAGGAGGAGAAGGUGUUCGAGGCCACGGCCAAGGAGGGAGCAGCUGCGGGGUCUGGCCCGCGUGAUGAUCGCUUCUUUGGCAACUUCCCCUACCCCUACAUGAAUGGGCUGCUGCAUCUGGGUCACGCGUUCACCCUCUCCAAGGUGGAGUUUGCAGCGUCGUACCACCGGCUGAGGGGAGCUAAUGUGUUGUUCCCCUUCGGCUUCCACUGCACUGGCAUGCCCAUUAAGGCGUGUGCGGACAAGCUAGCACGUGAGAUGGACACAUACGGCUACCCGCCCCAGUUUCCCAGCGAGGAGGAGACGGCAGCUCUGGAAGCGCUCUCCAUUGCGGAGGGCAGUGCUGCUGCAGAGGGGGGGGAUGGGGCGGCCGCGGACGGGGCUAAGGGGGAGGAGCAGAAGGCUCCUGGGCAGUUCAAGGGGAAGAAGUCCAAAGCUGCUGCCAAGACAGGAACGGCCAAGUACCAGUGGGAGAUCAUGCGGUCCAUGGGCAUGUCAGACGAGGAGAUCAAGCCCUUCAAAGACCCUGCGCACUGGCUCACCUACUUCCCCCCUAUCGCUGUGGACGAUCUCAAGGCGUUUGGGCUGGGAGUGGACUGGCGCCGUUCUUUCAUCACCACGGACAUGAACCCCUACUAUGACUCCUUUGCACGCUGGCACCUGCAGACACUCUACAACAAGGGCAAGGUGGUGAAGGAUCGGCGCUACACCAUCUUCUCUCCUCUGGACGGGCAGCCCUGUGCGGACCAUGACAGGGCGUCAGGGGAGGGCGUACUGCCUCAGGAGUACACGCUCAUCAAGAUGCAAGUCGUGCCGCCGCUCACAGGCAAGCUCGAGGCUCUUGCAGGCAGAAAUGUUUUCCUCGCCGCUGCCACGCUGCGCCCGGAGACCAUGUACGGGCAGACAAACGCUUGGGUGCUGCCUGACGGGCAGUAUGGCGCGUUUGAAGUGAACGAAGCGGGCGACGUGUUUGUGGUAACCAAGCGAUCGGCUCUGAACCUCUCCUACCAGUUUCACUCCAAGGAGUUCGGCAAGCCGCACUGCCUGCUGGAGCUGACGGGGCUCGACCUGAUUGGGCUGCCUCUCAAGGCGCCUCUGACGCCCAACCCGGUCAUCUACGCCCUGCCCAUGCUCACCAUCCUCACGGACAAAGGCACGGGAGUGGUGACGAGUGUGCCCAGUGAUGCACCAGAUGACUACAUGGCACUGCAGGACCUCAAGAGCAAGCCGGCCCUGCGAGCCAAGUUCAACGUGAAGGAUGAGUGGGUGCUGCCAUUCGAGGUCAUCCCCAUUAUAAACAUCCCCGAGUUUGGCGAUGCAGCGGCAGUCAAAGUGUGCCAGGACCUCAAGAUCCAGAGCCAGAACGACAAGGAGAAGCUGGCCGAGGCUAAGAGACUCACUUACCUCAAGGGUUUCACGGACGGAGUGAUGCUGGUGGGCGAGCUCAAGGGGACCAAGGUGCAGGACGCCAAGCCGCAGAUCAAGAAGCUUCUGGUUGAACGAGGUGAAGCAGUACCCUACAGUGAACCAGAGAAGAGGGUGACAUCGCGGUCAGGAGAUGAGUGUGUGGUGGCUCUCACAGACCAGUGGUACCUCACGUACGGCGAGGAGCAGUGGCGCGCCCUGGCAGAGGAGUGCCUUGCGGGCAUGCAGCUUUACAACGAGGAGACCCGGCACGGGUUCCAGCACACGCUGGGGUGGCUUGAUAGGUGGGCGUGCUCACGUUCCUUCGGCCUGGGCACGCGCAUCCCGUGGGACCCACAGUUCCUCAUUGAGUCGCUCUCCGACAGCACCAUCUACAUGGCCUACUACACGCUCUCGCAUAUUCUCCAGGAGGGCGACAUCUUUGGCACGUCAGGCAAGCAGAGCAUCAAGCCGGAGCACCUCUCCCACGCCCUCUGGGACCAUCUGCUGCAGGGCGCUCCCAAGCCCGCCGAUUGCCCUGUGCCUGAUGACGUGCUGCAGCGUGCACGCGCGGAGUUUGAGUACUGGUACCCGUUUGACCUGCGAGUGUCGGGGAAGGAUCUGAUCAACAACCAUCUCACCUUCGCCAUCUACAAUCACACCGCCAUGUUCCCCAAGGAGCAAUGGCCAAGGGGAUUCCGCACCAACGGACAUCUGCUGCUCAACUCCGAAAAGAUGUCAAAGUCGACCGGCAACUUCAAGACCAUCCGCCAGGCCAUCGAGGAGUUCUCUUCGGACGCCACCCGCUUCGCCCUGGCGGAUGCAGGAGACACGGUGGAUGAUGCUAAUUUUGUGGAGGAGACUGCCAACGCCGCCAUUCUGAGGCUCACAAAGGAGAUGACGUGGAUGGAGGAGGUCCUAGCAUCAGCAGCCACAGAGGGAGGUCUGCGCACCGGAGACGAGCGAUCGUUUGCCGAUCGGGUGUUUGAGAACGAGAUCAACCUCGCUGUGGCUCUUUCCAAAGCGGCUUUCGACAACAUGCUGUUCCGCGAGGCCCUCAAAACAGGCUUCUUCGACCUGCAGCUUGCGCGCGACGAGUACCGGCUGUCGUGCGGAGCAGCGGGCAUGCACAAGGACCUGCUGAUGCGCUUCUGCAAAGUGCAGACGCUGCUGCUCAUGCCGAUCUGCCCGCAUUACGGAGAGCACGUGUGGAGAAACAUUUUGAAGCUGCCCGGGGCAGGCAUCACAGCGGGAUGGCCGGAAGCAGCGCCGGCUGACAUGACCCUCAAGGCGGCCAAUACGUACCUGCAGGACUGCAUAGUUGAUUUCCGCAAGCUCAUCACCAAGCAGGCAUCAGCGGGAGGAGGAAAAGCCAAGGGGGGGAAGGCAGCGGCAGUACCAAAGGAGGCGCCAAAGAUAGCGGUGGGGGUGGUGUUUGUGGCCGAGCAGUACGGCGGGUGGCAGGCGGAGUGCCUUGGGCUGCUGCAGAAGCAUUUCGACGCGGAGAAGCGGGUGUUUAAUGAUGAUGCUGGGCUGCUUGACGCUCUUAAAGCCAGCCCUGUGGGGCAGCGCCCGGACUUUAAGAAGCUGAUGGGGCAGUGCAUGGGGUUCAUCCGAUUCAAGAAGGAUGCUGCUCUGCUGCACGGCGCCCAGGCUCUGGACGUGAAGCUGCAGUUUGACGAGGCCAACGUGCUGCGGGAGAAUGCUGACCUCAUCAAGCGCCAGCUGCAGCUGGAUCAGUUCUCGGUGUUUCUCACAUCAGAUGCCGAUGCCGUUGCUGCCGUCAACUCCAAGGACGCCGCCCGCAUCUCUGCUGCUGUGCCAGUCCCACAGGUGUGUGUUGCACAGGUGUGUGUUCCGCAGGUGUGUGUUGCACAGGUGUGUGUUGCACAGGUGUGUGUUGCACAGGUGUGUGUUGCACAGGUGUGUGUUGCACAGGUGUGUGUUGCACAGGUGUGUGUUGCACAGGUGUGUGAUGCACAGGUGUGUGAUGCGCGGGUGUGUGUUGCACGGGUGUGUGUUGCACGGGUGUGUGUUGCACGGGUGUGUGUUGCACGGGUGUGUGUUGCACGGGUGUGUGUUGCACGGGUGUGUGCUGCACGGGUGUGUGUUGCACGGGUGUGUGUUGCACGGGUGUGUGUUGCACGGGUGUGUGUUGCACAGGUGUGUGUUGCACAGGUGUGUGUUGCACAGGUGUGUGUUGCACAGGUGUGUGUUGCACAGGUGUGUGUUGCACAGGUGUGUGUUGCACAGGUGUGUGUUGCACAGGUGUGUGUUGCACAGGUGUGUGUUGCACAGGUGUGUGUUGCACAGGUGUGUGUUGCACGGGUGUCUUGUGAGGGUCUCAUGCGUGAAGGGAAUGUUAUCAUGAGUGGGCGAGUCUAA
Closterium sp. NIES-65 is the source of this 11333-nucleotide messenger RNA. The record is from the annotation of a GenBank genome assembly. NCBI's taxonomy places the organism in Eukaryota, Viridiplantae, Streptophyta, Zygnematophyceae, Desmidiales, Closteriaceae.